Cynocephalus volans (Philippine flying lemur) is the source of this 1886-nucleotide messenger RNA. It is a transcript of the gene SARS1, whose product is annotated as seryl-tRNA synthetase 1. Gene Ontology annotation, molecular function: serine-tRNA ligase activity; tRNA binding; ATP binding. The transcript is spliced from 11 exons. Gene Ontology annotation, cellular component: cytosol. The record is from RefSeq and is a predicted model, not a curated record. Gene Ontology annotation, biological process: seryl-tRNA aminoacylation. NCBI's taxonomy places the organism in Eukaryota, Metazoa, Chordata, Mammalia, Dermoptera, Cynocephalidae. The coding region runs from base 69 to 1613 and encodes 514 amino acids.
GUUGGUCACAGGCUGGCAUCUGCGGUACGGUCUUCGUUUCCUUGAGUGUUGGCCCGGGAUAAAAGAAGAUGGUGCUGGAUCUGGAUUUGUUUCGUGUGGAUAAAGGAGGGGACCCAGCCCUCAUCCGAGAGACGCAAGAGAAGCGCUUCAAGGACCCAGGACUAGUAGACCAGCUAGUGAAGGCAGACAGCGAGUGGCGACGAUGCAGAUUUCGGGCAGACAACUUGAACAAGCUGAAGAACCUGUGCAGCAAGACAAUUGGAGAGAAAAUGAAGAAAAAAGAGCCAGUGGGAGAUGAUGAGUCUGUUCCAGAGAAUGCAUUAAAUUUUGAUGACCUCACUGCAGACACUUUAGCUAAACUGAAAGUCUCACAAAUCAAAAAAGUCCGACUCCUCAUCGAUCAAGCCAUCCUGAAGUGUGAUGCUGAGCGGAUAAAGCUGGAAGCAGAGAGGUUUGAGAGCCUCCGAGAGAUUGGGAACCUUCUGCACCCCUCUGUGCCCAUCAGUAACGAUGAGGAUGCAGACAACAAAGUAGAGAGGAUUUGGGGCGAUUGUACGGUCAGGAAGAAGUACUCUCACGUGGACCUGGUGGUGAUGGUAGAUGGCUUUGAAGGCGAAAAGGGGGCUGUGGUGGCUGGGAGUCGAGGGUACUUUCUGAAGGGGGUCCUAGUGUUCCUGGAACAGGCACUCAUCCAGUAUGCCCUUCGUACCUUGGGAAGUCGGGGCUACACUCCCAUCUAUACCCCCUUUUUCAUGAGAAAGGAGGUCAUGCAGGAGGUGGCACAGCUCAGCCAGUUUGAUGAAGAACUUUAUAAGGUGAUUGGCAAAGGCAGUGAGAAGUCUGAUGACAACUCCUACGAUGAGAAAUACCUGAUUGCUACCUCAGAGCAGCCCAUCGCUGCUCUACACCGGGACGAGUGGCUGCGGCCAGAGGAUCUGCCCAUCAAGUAUGCCGGCCUAUCAACCUGCUUUCGCCAGGAGGUGGGCUCUCAUGGCCGUGACACCCGGGGCAUCUUUCGAGUCCAUCAGUUUGAGAAGAUUGAGCAGUUUGUAUACUCAUCGCCCCAUGACAACAAGUCAUGGGAGAUGUUUGAAGAGAUGAUCAGCACUGCAGAGGAGUUCUACCAGUCUUUAGGGAUCCCUUACCACAUUGUGAAUAUCGUCUCAGGUUCUUUGAAUCACGCUGCCAGUAAGAAGCUUGACCUGGAGGCCUGGUUUCCGGGCUCAGGAGCCUUCCGUGAGUUAGUCUCCUGUUCUAAUUGCACGGACUAUCAGGCUCGACGGCUCCGAAUCCGAUACGGGCAGACCAAGAAGAUGAUGGACAAGGUGGAGUUUGUCCACAUGCUCAAUGCUACAAUGUGUGCCACUACUCGUACCAUCUGCGCCAUCCUUGAGAACUACCAGACAGAGAAGGGCAUCACUGUGCCUGAGAAACUGAAGGAGUUCAUGCCGCCAGGACUCCAAGAAAUGAUCCCCUUUGUGAAGCCUGCGCCCAUUGACCAGGAGCCAUCAAAGAAGCAGAAGAAGCAACAUGAGGGCAGCAAAAAGAAAGUGGCAGCAAGAGAUGUCACCCUGGAAAACCGGCUGCAGAACAUGGAGGUUGCCGAUGCCUGAACAGUCCUUCCUCCCAGUUUGCCAGGCUUUUGUUUCUGUCAGCUGGGAUCCCAGACGCUGCCAAAAGCAGGGAGGCCAAGCACCCACUCAUCAGCCUGCCCAUAUCUGACUGCAUAGCUAGAAGGGGCACAGUCUGCCAUGUACAAUGCAGAUGUCCCUGUCUCCUCGCAUGGGCAUAGGAUCAAAUCACUGAUGACUGAUGAAACCAUGUAAUAAAGCAUCUCUGGAGGGCUUAGAACUCUUCCUCAGUCUUCCUGCCAGGCUUGAACUCUG